AUGGCAGUAGUAUUUCGGAGGCAUUUCCAGCGGAUAAUACUUAACUCUAGAAAAAUUAUGACUACCGGUUUCGACUUGAAUAAAGCAAAAGAUGACCUGGAAAGCAAUCCCUAUUUCAAUAAGUAUGCUGAUAAGAUUCGCCAGAUUCAGAAUGCUGAUCCAGAAGAAUUUUUGAAGAAGCUGAAAGCUUGCCAAGAGAAAAAUAAAGAGAUUAAAGUAGAAACGAAGAAGGUGGUAUAUGGAGAUAAAAAAAGUCCUAGUGUCAGUCAAGUAAAACAAACUAGAAAGUUAGAUGAGAUAAUGAAAACAAGCCUGCUUGAAAAUAAAUCCAAAGAAGAAAUAAUUAGUAUAUGGAAUGAAUUUCAUAAAGGUAAAAAUGUUGUUUAUGGAACUUUAACAUCCGAUGCUUACAGAACUAUAAGAAAAUAUGGUGAAAAGUAUGUCACCUUCCUUCUGCCACUUCCUAGGGGUGAGGGUUAUGAGUUUAUAAUGCUACAAUUUGAAAAUAAUGAAGUGCAUUUUACUCCUCUCAUUUCGUAUCAAACACAUAAAGCUGAUGCUCCAGAAUGUCUUACUGUUGUCUAUUAUGCUGAUCUUUCAGAAACUAAAGAUGUUGUUCUUAUGAAAGGUGAAUUUGACAAAAACAUUUUAUCAUCUGUUGAAUCUCAAUGCCUAAUUAAUCAACUUCAUCUGUAUUACGGAGAAAAUGAUGAUAAACGAAUUAGGCAAAUGGAUACCUUUAACAACAAUCCUGAUAGUUUUCGAUACAUGGACCUUAUUGCAGAAAUGGAUCUCAUUCCCCUGAAAAGUCAAUCAGCAACAAAAAAAUAA
This is a messenger RNA of Nezara viridula (southern green stink bug), 831 nucleotides long. The record is from the annotation of a GenBank genome assembly. NCBI's taxonomy places the organism in Eukaryota, Metazoa, Arthropoda, Insecta, Hemiptera, Pentatomidae.